AUGGAGAAAGCUAAUUUACCUUGCAUUGAUGUAGUCAAUGUCAAAUCUAUGCCAGACAUUAUGACAGAGUUAGCCAAUGAGCAAUUGGUAUAUUCGAACAGAGUGAAGAAGUUUAAUAGAUUUGACUGGACUCAAGAGAGAAUCAUGAUAAUAACUAACAAGAGAAUACUUAACAUUAAAAAGCAGAAAAUUUAAAGAGCAAUAGCUAUUGAGAAGUUGGUAGGAGUGACCAAGAGUGUUAGUGAACCAACUGGAGAGUUUGUGCUGCACAUCAAGGAUGAAUAUGACUAUAGAAUGAGAUCAGAUUCUAGAGAUUAGAUUAUAGAUAUCAUAAGAAAACUCUAUCAAAUUAAAACUGUGAAGAACCUAGCUUUUUAUGGAGUCAAACCCAAAGCCUUAUCAGAAUUCACAACAAGCAAGAAAGAUCUUAAGAAAGGAUUAAGUAGGAUUCCGCUUGAAAUGGCAAGAAUAAAGGAGGAAAACGAAUCAGAGAUCAAUUUUAAUAUUGGAGAUGAUGAUACAGAGGACUUUAGUAAUUAAAUGGAUGAGAGGACCUCUUCUUACCAUUAGAACUCAAUUCCAAAUUUCUAAAUUGACAAGGAAUGCUCUGAAAUCCUUCAAGGCAGGGAGAAAUCAUCAACUCUCUAUUCAAAGCGCAGAGAUUAGGAGACAAGUCUUGAUGAUUUCACGGUUAAAAAAGUUAUUGGAUAGGGUUCAUUCGGAAAAGUCUUUAUGGUAAUUCAUAACUCAUCUGGAAACAUAUAUGCAAUGAAGAGUAUCAGGAAGGAUGUGGUCAUUGACAGUGAGCAGCUUGAGAAUCUAAGACUUGAAAAACACAUCAUGCUAUGUGUUGAGCAUCCUUUCAUUAUUAGCAUGGAGUAUGUUUUCUAAAGAGACUUCAGAAUCUACUUCCUUAUGGAUUUCAUUAAGGGUGGUGAACUUUACAGAUAAUUGGCUUUAAAUAAGAGAUUAACUGAAUUUCAUGCAAAGUUUUACGCAGCUCAAGUUGCUUUGGCAUUAGGAUAUCUACAUAAAAGCAGGAUUAUAUAUCGUGAUUUAAAGCCAGAGAAUAUUUUGAUUAACAAAGAUGGAUAUAUUAAGCUUGCUGACUUCGGUCUCGCCAAGAUGUUAGGGGAAUAGGUUGCAAACUCAUUCUGCGGCACUCCUGAGUAUCUCUGUAAGCAUUCAUUUUUAAAUAUCUUUUAAGCACCUGAAAUGAUUAAUGGCAGCGGACAUGAUCACUCUCUUGAUUGGUGGACACUAGGUAUUUUGAUCUAUGAGAUGAUAAUCGGUAUCCCACCUUUCUAUAAUCAAAACAAGCAUCAAAUGUACUACCUAAUAGAAAAUGGACCAAUCCGAUGGCCUUCAAUUGACAAGCAUGGCUUUGAAGUCAGUUCGGAGUCUCAAGAUCUAAUUAAUAAGCUACUUGACAAGGAUAAGAGCAAGAGACUUGGAAAAGUGAAUGGAGUAGAUGAUAUCCUAAGCCAUCCUUGGUUCAAGGAACUUGGAAGUAUGGAAGAUCUACUUUAAAAGAAGAUAACUGCUCCAUAUAUUCCAGUAAUAAAGUAAGAAGAUGAUACUAGCAAUUUUGAUGAGAAAUUCUAACAGUUAGAAGUUGUAGAGAGUAUAAUAGAUCAAACUAAGCAGCAACUAAUAGAGUAGCAUAAGGAUGAUUUUGAAACAUUUUGA
Molecule: messenger RNA, 1689 nt
Organism: Stylonychia lemnae
Lineage: Eukaryota; Ciliophora; Spirotrichea; Sporadotrichida; Oxytrichidae
Source: the annotation of a GenBank genome assembly